Dictyostelium purpureum is the source of this 1610-nucleotide messenger RNA. RefSeq lists its product as uncharacterized. Gene Ontology annotation, molecular function: lipid binding. The coding region runs from base 48 to 1562 and encodes 504 amino acids. NCBI's taxonomy places the organism in Eukaryota, Evosea, Eumycetozoa, Dictyosteliales, Dictyosteliaceae. The transcript is spliced from 2 exons. The record is from RefSeq and is a predicted model, not a curated record.
AUAAUUACAAUCAUUACCAAAACCUAUCAUAAAUAAUAAAAAUAAAAAUGAAAAUGAUAAUAAAAGCAUUAUUUUUAUUAUCAUUAAUUUUAAAUGUAGCAUUUUCACAAACUGGAAAUUAUCCAGCUGCUGGUUUAUAUGUUGGAAUUUCAAGUACAUUUUUAGCAAAUGAAGGAAAUGCUUUAACAGAAUAUGCAGAAAAUAAAAUUGAAAAUACACCAUUUAAUGAUAUUUCAGGUAAUAGCGGUGGUGUAUCAUAUAACUUUCAUGGAUUCAAAGUUGCAAUUACAUUGGAUGGAAUUUUUUACAAUGAAUUAAAUGAAGGUGUUUUCCAAAUCGGAUGGGAUACAGUAUCAUUUAAUCUUCAAUGGAACUAUCAUAUUUGUGAUCAUGUAUGCGAGGAUGGUACCGUUACAGUAUUUACUCAACAAGGCUCAACUGUUUCAGUUGCCACUAAUUUAGAUGUAGUUUUUAAUACUACUUCCACCACCAUUACAGCAGUUUCAAGUGAAAUGACAUUUGAUCAAGGUGCAGUUUCAUUAAAAGUUCAUUGUUACAAUACAAUUUGUAUUAUCCCAGUUAGCAAAAUUGCCAAUGAAGUCGCUUCACAAUUUGUAACACAAGUUCAAAAUGGCAUCACCAAUGGUAUCAAUGAAAAUACUCCAACCAUUGAAGCCCUUUUAAAUCCAAUCAGACAAUUACCAGAACAAUUACCAGGUGGAAACUCUUUAUGGGUCAAUCUCGAGGGUCAAUUAGUCGAAAGUAGCGAUACCUCUACCUAUACCCCAACUUUAACUGCCGCCUUUAACGGUGGUAUUAUUUUAGAAAACUCUGAUGGCAAUUUCAUUUACCCAACUCAAAACCCAACCUUUGUCCCAACCGCCUCACAAUUAGAAUCAUUCACCUCUGACUAUUGCAUUAGUGCCACUGGUUUCUUUUUCGAAUCAGUUCUUGAUGCUGGUUUUGCUUCUGUUUUCCCAUUAACCAUCACUCCAUCUGAAGUCCCAGCCGCCUCACCAGUCCAAUUAAAUACAUCUGAUGGUUUCUUUAGCUCAGUUGCUCCAGGUCUUGCCUCCUAUCCAAACCAACCAAUUCAAGUUAAUCUUUAUUCACCAGUUACACCAAUCGUCAGCAUGAACUCUACCGGUAUUGCUUUAUUAAACUUUGAAUUAUCUGCUGAUUUUGUUGUUAUCAAUGAUGGCAAUCCAUUUACUGCUUUCUCUACUCAAUUCCUCAUCGAUGCCGAAUUAGGAAGUAAAAUCUACACUCUUAGCUCAACACAAUUCUCAUUAAACAGUACAUUAAUUUCAAUGUAUCCAAAUGCCACUAUUCUCAGCUCAACAAUUGGUUCAGUUGAUCCAUCAGGUUUUGUUCAAUUAAUGCAAAUGUUCCAAGCUGUAAUUAAAAUUCCAUCAUUUGCCUAUACUGUACCAUCAACCUAUUCACUUUCAAAUUUAAAUCUUUCAUUCAAUAAUCAAUUAAUGCAAAUAACUUUAGAUUUAAUUAAACAAUCAAACGAAAAAGAAUUAAAAAUUUCUAAAAACAUUUUUCAUUUUAAUUAAUAAAUAAACUAAAUAAAUAUAUAAAACAAAUAAAAUUUUAAAUUAUAU